Molecule: messenger RNA, 1884 nt
Organism: Ylistrum balloti
Lineage: Eukaryota; Metazoa; Mollusca; Bivalvia; Pectinida; Pectinidae
Product: 18S rRNA aminocarboxypropyltransferase-like
Exons: 7
Coding region: 284-1327 (347 amino acids)
Biological process (GO): maturation of SSU-rRNA
Molecular function (GO): rRNA small subunit aminocarboxypropyltransferase activity
Source: RefSeq, a predicted model, not a curated record
UUGUUGAUGGGGACACAUGACAGCCAGCAAUACACUGAAUUGUUUUCACAGAUAUUCACUGAUGCACGCAGGAUUAUGCACAGACCAACACGCUGGCAUUUUCGCAAUUCGUUUUCACCACAAAACAUUCAAAGUUACCGGAAUAUACAUAUUCAACCAUAUUAUGUGAUUGGUCAAAAUGAGUGAAAGUGUGAAACCUUGUAAUAUAAUUUCCACCUCAAGUUAUAAAGGUUUUCAAGGGAAAGUAACUCAGUCCUUUUUGGGUUUCAAAGUUUAAAUUGACAUGGCUCAUCAGAAAAAAUCACAUCAUCGUGGGAAGGGUAAAGCUUCAUACAAACAUGAUCGUUCAAAACAGAGACAGAGAAAGUUGGAUGGUGCAGAAUUCUUAGCUGACAUGUCACAAGCUCUGGAGGAAGUGGAAGAGGGCAGGUUCCCCUUCAGUCUUGCCAUGUGGGACUUAGAACAGUGUGAUCCAAAAAAGUGCAGUGGUCGGAAACUUGGACGCCUGGGAUAUGUCCGAACACUAGGUCUUAGACAAAAAUUUAAUGGUCUAAUUCUCUCACCCAUGGGAAAGAAAUGUGUCUCUGCAGAAGACAGAAAUAUCAUCCUGAGUUACGGUCUGGCUGUUGUUGAUUGUUCUUGGGCAAAGCUUGAAGAAACACCAUUUGAAAAGAUGAAGGGAGGCUACCCACGUCUUUUACCUUACCUCGUAGCAACUAAUCCUAUCAACUAUGGAAAACCCUGUACCCUAUCGUGUGUAGAGGCCUAUGCUGCAGCACUGUAUAUCACAGGUUUCAAGGAAUUGGGUGAGGUACUGUUGGCAAAAUUUAAGUGGGGUGGCUCUUUCUACACUGUAAACGAAGAACUACUGUCUCUGUAUGCUGAGUGUAAAGAUGGUGCCGCGGUCGUGCUUGCCCAGCAGGAGUACUUAGAUAAGAUAGCAGAGGAGAGGAGCUUACAACGCAACACAGAUUUGACAGAUUUAGACAUGGACCUAGAAGGAUACAACCCAAACCGUCCCCUUAACAAUUGGGCCCGUGACAGCUCCUCAGAUGAGGACGAUGAGGAGGAAGGUGAGGAGGAAGAUGAGGAAGAGGAAGAAGAGGAAAGUGAAGAAGAAGAGGAAAAAGAAGAGGAGGUGCAACAUGAAGAAAAUAAAGAUGUAUUGGAAAACAUCAAUGAUAAUGUUAAUAAUGACAGUACCAGAGAGAAUGACCCAGAUCCUGAGGGUGUCCACUGCCAUAAGAUAGAUGGGAAAUCAGAAUAUAACACAGAGCAAUUAUGUGGAAGUGACUUACAAAAUAUAGACUCUAACUCAAAAACAUGAUGGCACAAAUAGUCCUUCAUGAUAAAUUAGACUGCUAUGAUAUAUGUAUAUGUCUUGUUACCUCCCCUGUUGUGAUACGUUUCUAUGGUACAACAUUAACAGUGGAACUUUUGAUAGUCGUUGAGAACAUUUGUAUCCCUACUGAAUAACCAUGCAAGUUUACAGUAAGGUUUUUCAGAAUUGGCUGUAACAUGGAUCUAUUACCUUGGCCUAUUUUUUUUUAAACAAAGAGUUCAAACUUGUAUCCGCAAAGACAUUUUUUUGUUUUUUUUGAGGGGGGGGGGAAUUCUGUUGGUUGGUUACAUGUUUUUUUGUCUCUGAUUGUCUCAUCAACAAACAUCAAUGUUCUGGUGAUGUUCCAUCAAAUUAGAUAUAAACAUCAUGAGGUAGCUGUUUAUAGUUAAAUAGCCAAAAGCACGAUGUUAAUAGAUGCUAUAAAGACUAGAACAUUGUAGUCUGUUUUCUUUUCUGUUUCUAGUAUUUUAAAUGAUAUUAAAUGAAAUUUGCAGUUUCACUUGUUACAUUUCUGAUAAAUUUGAUAAAGAAGAAGUAUUUAC